UGUUUUAUUCUCUGAUUUCAUAAUCAUACAUUAACAAAACAUAGAAACUGUUCCAAUAAAUGAAAACAUAGCCUAGGCAAUGGCCUUGUCCUCUGCUACCACUACAGUAUGCAUCAUUCCAUGUAACAACAUUCUUCCAACCAAAUUGAAAUUCUCAACUAACUUUGUUUUUACUGUAAAACUACCUCGGAGAUUAUGCAUCAGAAGCAGCUCUGCUGAAAACUCUGCAGGGACUACAGACUUUGAGUCAGAGAGUUCCAUCCAACUUCCAGAAGAAUCAUCUUCUUUAAUUUCUAUUCUCAACGUUGAAAGAGCUCUCCGUGGCAUACCUAUUACAGAUGUAGAUCAUUAUGGUAGACUCGGCAUUCCAAGAGGAUGUCCAUAUGAAAUGGUGCCAGUUGCGUAUAAUAACAAGGUUCGAGAAUUGGAGAGUCAAGGUUUAGAGGAAGACGUACUCAAGAACAAAUUGGAACUUCUCAGAGAAUCGUACACCAUCAUGUCAUCGCCGGAUGAAAGAAGAAUGUAUGACUGGAGUUUGGCAAGAGAAGGUAACACAGAAAAAUUCAUUUGGCCUUAUGAGGUUGAUGUUUCUGAGCUUCAAAAAGGAGAUCCUCCACCACAGGAACCUGAGGAUGUUGGACCAACCAGACUGGUUGGAUACUUCCUAAUUGGAUGGAUACUGCUGGCAAUUGUGUUAUCAAUUGGACUAAAUUUAUAGAAACAGGUGUAUAUGCAUCAAUGCAUAGAUCUUUUUUUCUUCCCUCUAAUUAAAACAAUUAUGUAUAAUGUACAAAAUGUUUUGAAUUCAAUGAAACUAUGUACCAAAAUUCAGCAUAUGCAAA
Trifolium pratense (red clover) is the source of this 842-nucleotide messenger RNA. Its product is annotated as NAD(P)H-quinone oxidoreductase subunit U, chloroplastic. The record is from RefSeq and is a predicted model, not a curated record. Gene Ontology annotation, cellular component: chloroplast; NAD(P)H dehydrogenase complex (plastoquinone); chloroplast thylakoid membrane. NCBI's taxonomy places the organism in Eukaryota, Viridiplantae, Streptophyta, Magnoliopsida, Fabales, Fabaceae. The coding region runs from base 80 to 718 and encodes 212 amino acids. The transcript is spliced from 5 exons.